Heterocephalus glaber (naked mole-rat) is the source of this 939-nucleotide messenger RNA. The record is from RefSeq and is a predicted model, not a curated record. NCBI's taxonomy places the organism in Eukaryota, Metazoa, Chordata, Mammalia, Rodentia, Bathyergidae.
AUGGAAAAACAAAAUAACUCCAUGGUGUCUGAGUUUAUUUUGUUGGGACUCACAGAGUCUCAUGAGCUGCAGAUUUUCUUUUUUUUCCUUUUUUUCACCAUCUACACAUCCAUUGUAUUAGGUAACCUCAUCAUUAUCUUUGUAAUAAAAUUGGACCCUCAAUUGCACUCUCCCAUGUAUUUCUUACUGGCUAAUCUCUCCUUUAUUGAUAUGUCCCUGGCAUCCUUUGCUACUCCUAAGAUGAUCUAUGACUUAAUCAGUGACUAUAAGACCAUCUCCUAUGAAGGCUGCAUGACUCAGAUGUUUUUCCUUCACCUUUUAGGUGGAAGUGAAAUGAUGUUGCUUGUAGCUAUGGCAAUUGAUAGAUACAUUGCCAUAUGCAAACCCCUCCAUUACAAAAAUAUUAUGAGCAAUCAUGUUUGCAUUGGACUUGCACUUGUUUCGUGGACUACUGGCUUGGUGCAUACUACAAGCCAAAUGAUUUUCACAGUGACUUUGCCUUUUUGUGGUCCCAAUGUUGUGGAUAGUUUUUUUUGUGACCUGCCCCGGGUGAUCAAACUUGCCUGCACAGACACUUAUGCCUUACAGCUGUUAGUCAUUGCAAACAGUGGACUACUGUCUUUAUUCUGUUUCAUCUUUUUGUUCAUCUCCUAUAGCAUCAUCCUGAUUGCUGUCCAGCAUUACUCCACUAGGGGAUCUUCCAAAGCUUUGUCUACUCUUUCAGCUCACAUUACAGUAGUUGUGUGUUUUUUUGGACCUUGCAUCUUUAUCUAUAUAUGGCCAUUCAGUGGUGUCUCCAUUGAUAAAAUACUUUCUGUUUUUUAUACAAUUUUUACUCCCCUUUUAAAUCCAAUCAUUUACACAUUCAGGAAUAAAGAUAUGAAGAUAGCAUUAAGAAAAAUAAAGACCAAGAAUGUUAGUUCCAUAUCAAUCUUUUAA